AUGAAAGAAAUGGUGAUUUCAAUGCAGAACAAGAAGCAGUUAUUACCAAAAAUAUCUACCGAUAAACAUUUUACUACCAUUAAAACUGGUGGUGGAUGUGCAAGUACUGUGGGACAAAACUGGUAUAGCACCAAAGAACUUACCUUAGCCAAUGGUUGCAUUCAUGAACAAACGAUUUUGCAUGAACUGUUACAUACUUUAGGAUUCUGGCAUGAACAGUCUCGUCCCGAUCGUGAUAACUAUGUGACAAUUCAAUAUGCAAAUGUUCAACCUGGAACGGAACAUAAUUUCAAUAAAUAUACAACAUCUGUUGACACACUUGGAACACCUUAUGAUUAUAACAGUCUGAUGCAUUACGGCAGUACUGCUUUCAGUUCCAACGGACAAGCAACAAUCGUUCCAAAAAACUCAGCAGCUCAAAUUCGCCCAGUACCAGCUGGUUUAAGUCCCAUUGACAUACUGGAAGUCCAACUCUACUAUCAGUGUACUGGUUCUUCUGUGGAAAAAAAUUAA
Molecule: messenger RNA, 513 nt
Organism: Adineta ricciae
Lineage: Eukaryota; Metazoa; Rotifera; Eurotatoria; Adinetida; Adinetidae
Source: the annotation of a GenBank genome assembly